This is a messenger RNA of Pelecanus crispus (Dalmatian pelican), 1731 nucleotides long. Lineage: Eukaryota; Metazoa; Chordata; Aves; Pelecaniformes; Pelecanidae. The record is from RefSeq and is a predicted model, not a curated record.
CGCCUGCUGAGGCAGCUGUCUGCAGUUCUGCUUGAUGGCUUUUGCCGGCUGCCCUCCUCUCGGGGGCUCAACGAUGUCCUUGCACUGCCGAUCUUCAAGCAGGAAGAACCGCAGCUGUCUCCUGAGAAUGAUGCCAAACUGCCUCCCUUUCAGUAUGUCCUCUGCACAGCCACGUCACCUGCUGUGAAGCUGCAUGAAGAAACCCUGACCUACCUCAACCAAGGUCAGUCUUAUGAAAUCCGUCUACUUGAGAAUAGGAAAUUGGGAGAGUUUCAAGAUUUAAACACAAAAUAUGUAAAGAGCAUAAUUCGUGUAGUUUUCCAUGAUCGACGCCUGCAGUACACAGAGCAUCAGCAGCUCGAGGGCUGGAGGUGGAGUCGGCCUGGGGACCGCAUCCUUGAUAUAGAUAUUCCGCUGUCAGUUGGUAUCUUGGAUCCCAGGGCCAGCCCCACCCAGUUGAACACUGUUGAAUUUCUGUGGGAUCCAUCAAAGAGAGCCUCAGCAUUCAUUCAGGUACAUUGCAUCAGCACAGAAUUUACUCCACGGAAACAUGGAGGAGAGAAAGGGGUGCCCUUCCGGGUGCAAAUCGACACGUUUAAGCAGAAUGAAAAUGGUGAAUACACAGACCACUUGCAUUCUGCAAGCUGCCAGAUCAAAGUGUUCAAGCCUAAAGGAGCAGACAGAAAACAGAAGACUGACAGGGAAAAAAUGGAGAAGAAGACCACCCAAGAGAAGGAGAAGUAUCAGCCUUCCUAUGAGACAACUAUUCUCACAGAGUGCUCUCCCUGGCCAGAUGUGCCUUAUCAAAUGAACAAUGCUCCAUCCCCAAGCUACAACAGUUCUCCCAACAGCUUCAACCUUGGAGAUGGCAACAGUUCUCCAACCCACCAAGUGGAGCUCCUGCCUCCCAGCAAUGAUCAUCUCCUUCCUUCUGCUUCUAUUCAAGAUGCCCAGCAGUGGCUUCAUCGUAAUAGGUUCUCUCCAUUCUGUAGACUCUUCUCAAGUUUUUCGGGUGCUGACUUACUGAAGAUGUCCAAAGAAGAUUUUGUUCAAAUCUGUGGGCCUGCUGAUGGAAUUCGACUCUUUAAUGCAAUCAAAGGAAGAAAUGUAAGGCCCAAGAUGACAAUUUAUGUCUGUCAAGAACCAGAGCAAAACAGGUCCCAUCUCCACCAAAAACGAGAAAACGGAGAUGGCAGUCUUUGUGUAUAUCAUGCAAUCUUCUUGGAAGAAUUGACCACGCUGGAAUUAAUCGAGAAGAUUGCAAACUUGUACAGCAUUUCUCCACAGCAGAUAAAUCGAAUCUAUCGGCAGGGACCCACAGGGAUCCAUGUAUUAGUGAGCAAUGAGAUGGUGCAAAACUUCCAAGAUGAAUCUUGUUUUGUUAUCAGCACAUUAAAAGCUGAAAGCAAUGAUGGCUACCACAUCAUUUUAAAAUGACCGUGCUGCACAGAAAGACUUUAACAGCCUAAAAUUUAGUGCCUCACUGAGAUUGCUACAACCUAGACUGGAAACAUGAAGAACCUUCUGGAUAAAAUGCUCCUAUGAACUAAGAAUUACCAAACAGUUUAAGGAAAAACUUGCUUUUACAGAUAUACAUUUUUGGUGGUGUGUGGUUUUGGGUUUUUUUGAAGCUGGAGCUGAGAACAUCCUCAAAGCUUGUACAUGUUUCUUCCUCCCUCCCUUCCUCUUCAGUCUUAAAAAUGUCGAGGUUUCUGCUUAUUACUUAGAAAC